This is a messenger RNA of Carassius auratus (goldfish), 964 nucleotides long. RefSeq names its product chromosome unknown C17orf97 homolog (gene cunh17orf97). The coding region runs from base 176 to 715 and encodes 179 amino acids. Gene Ontology annotation, biological process: protein arginylation. The record is from RefSeq and is a predicted model, not a curated record. The transcript has 2 exons. Lineage: Eukaryota; Metazoa; Chordata; Actinopteri; Cypriniformes; Cyprinidae.
CAUACGACCUUCACGCGGAUAGAACGCUGAGUUUUUCGCGAUACCAACUAGUAAGUUUAUAUAACACGUUAAAGUUUAAUAAUGUGAUAAUAUCUCUUUUAAUACUCAUGAAAUUGCAUUGAUUUAACGUUACUUUAAACUGAAAAUAGGACGUCAGUAAGUAAUGUGUUGAAGUAUGGCAUCACUUAGAGACAGACGGAUUAAAGGCGCUUCUCAAACAACAAACAUGCGCGAGGAGAUUUCAGUUAAAAAGGAGUUUCACGUCCCACCUUUGAGUGUCGCAAUGAAAGAGAGCAAGAAGAAGAGGAAAGACACAACAAAAGAGAAAAAGAAGUCGAGGAAUUGCAUUAACCAGACAAGAGAUUCAGAGAAACUCCGGACAGAACAGUGGACCAACGGAGAGAUGAGUGAUGUUCAGAGCAAAGGUCAAGCCAAAGCCAAAGAACUAAAGAGCAGGCAAUCCAAAAAUCCCAAGGGUGUAUUAGAAGUGGUUCCCACAGAGGAGGACAACUCUGAUUUGACUAAGCUUGAACAGGACAGCUUGAGGUGGGAAGGAGCUCUAGAAGACCCCACUGCAGAGGCACAACGGUUAGAGGUCUACAGAGCCAACCGCCGUAAACGUUAUAUGGCAUCAAGACAGGCUUUUCUACAAAAUAUUCAAAACCCAAACUCUUCUAAACUAAAUACACGGAACAAGCCUGGAGUUAUAGCAUGAAGUCUUAUAUUCAGUCAUCUUUCACGUGGAGAGUCUAUUAGAUGUGAAUAGGCUGUAUUUUACUACAAUAAUCAUGUUUGAUAUUUUAUCAGGGCCUUCAGGAAUUUCACUUGUGUUUAUUGAUUUAGGCAUAGUUCACUUUAAUUGAGUAAAUGGCUUCAAAAUAGUGUCUAAUUAAAAAAAGGGCAUUUAAAAAAAAAACUUUUAUUCAGGACGUAUUAAAUUGUUCAAAAGUGAGUGAAUAUGUAU